AUGCCAAAAAAACGAGUUGUGGUAAAUCUAUCUGAGAAAUACGAUAAUAUACGCAUUCCUCGAUCUCUGCUUCCUGCUGAGAAUAAUAAUGUGUACACGGAACAGGUGAUUCUCUACAUAUCGCCUCCAUGUGUGGAAAAUACCUCAGAAUGGGAUAUGCAGCUCGAUAACACUAUUAAUAGAAAGAAGGAGAAGAGGAAUAAUAAUAGUAAUAAUAAUGUGAACGAGGAUGAUAUUAUUUCUUCUUUUACUCCUGCUGAAAGAUUCUCAUCGUGGACCCCGGCACCGCUAUUGGGUGAGCAGGAUACAGCGAGAGCAUCACUUACGUACAUGGUGAAACCUCCACGCAGUCCCAUCAUGCGUGGGAGACUCUCACGUUCACCAAAAUAG
This is a messenger RNA of Trypanosoma theileri, 390 nucleotides long. RefSeq lists its product as uncharacterized. Bases 1 to 390 code for a protein of 129 amino acids. The transcript has a single exon. NCBI's taxonomy places the organism in Eukaryota, Euglenozoa, Kinetoplastea, Trypanosomatida, Trypanosomatidae. The record is from RefSeq and is a predicted model, not a curated record.